GGGGGUCGGAACCUCAGAGCGCGAGCCCCUGACGCCGGGCCCGGAGCGCACAGUGGGCGGGGAAGACGGAGAUUUCUUCGCCCUGCUCGCCCUUGGUGUUUUGCGAACACAUCGGGGCUCCCGGCUCUUGCAGGGUUCAUUCUUGUGCGGUGCCCAGAAGCAGGAACGGUCCACGAUGAACCGCUUGACACAGCACCUGCUGGAGCUGUUGAAGACGAUGGGCAGUGGUCGCGAUUUUGAUAGAGUUUUGGAAAAGAUGACUCUGGUCUCUGCUACCCCUGGGAAACUGAUUUGUGAAAUGAGAGUAGAAGACGACCAUACCAAUAAGUACGGCACUCUGCAUGGUGGCAUGAUAGCCACCUUAGUGGAUAACGUAUCAACAUUGGCUCUGGUAGCCACAGAAAGGGGAGCACCAGGAGUCAGUGUCGAUAUGAACAUAACGUACAUGGCACCGGCUAAAAUAGGAGAAGAUAUAGUGAUAACAGCCCAUGUUCUGAAGGAAGGAAAAACACUUGCAUUUACCUCCGUGGAUGUGACGAAGAAGGCCACGGGAAAAUUAAUAGCACAAGGCAGACACACAAAACACCUGGGAAACCAGAACUAAAGAAAUCCAACAGCGAACACCAAGUGUAAAUUUGACUUGAACAGAUGUAAUUUUCAAAAUAAAUUAGCACAACCAGAAGUGGUGAAGAAAUCUUUUCUUUGGAGAAAAUGACACUGAGUGAGAUGCUUUUUAUCUU
Lynx canadensis (Canada lynx) is the source of this 740-nucleotide messenger RNA. RefSeq names its product acyl-CoA thioesterase 13 (gene ACOT13). The record is from RefSeq and is a predicted model, not a curated record. The transcript has 3 exons. Lineage: Eukaryota; Metazoa; Chordata; Mammalia; Carnivora; Felidae. Gene Ontology annotation, molecular function: fatty acyl-CoA hydrolase activity. The coding region runs from base 176 to 604 and encodes 142 amino acids.